Molecule: messenger RNA, 544 nt
Organism: Callithrix jacchus (white-tufted-ear marmoset)
Lineage: Eukaryota; Metazoa; Chordata; Mammalia; Primates; Cebidae
Gene: NDUFB1
Product: NADH:ubiquinone oxidoreductase subunit B1
Cellular component (GO): respiratory chain complex I; mitochondrion
Source: RefSeq, a predicted model, not a curated record
ACCCUCAGGAGGAAGAAGUAAUGUGAUUUGCCGGCGCCACCCCUCUGCUCCCUGCGGACGCUGCGAAUGGCAAGUCCCGAGGUCGCAACUUCUACGGAGGCGGGUGGCUGAGUUCUCCGUUGUCCUUGGGGUCUCCGGUCGCUGUUGCCACUGGGCCUGCAGACAAGGUUUUGCGAUGUUUCCCAGGCUGGUCUCAAACUUCUAGGCUCAAGCAAUCAAUUCGCCUUAGCCUCCCAAAGUGCUGGGGUUAUGGGGAUGAGCCACCUAGUGGUCAUUCUGUAAAACGAUCAUGGUAAACUUCCUUCAACUUUUGCGGGACCAGUGGGUUGUUCUUUUUGUCCCUAUGGGAUUUGUCCUUGGCUGUUACCUUGACAGAAAGAAUGAUGAAAAGCUGACUGCCUUCCGGAAUAAGAGUAUGUUAUAUAAAAGGGAAUUGCGACCCAAUGAAGAAUAUACCUGGAAGUAAAGACUGGCUGACGUAUGCAGUGUUCACAUUUUAAAGUUCUGAGAGAAAUAAAAUCGUAUCACUGUUGAAUUUGAAGAA